AUGCGGCGGCAGGAUCCGCUCUUAAAUGAUGGCGUGGGCGACGGCGAUUUGUAUACGUUGACACCGGAGAAUUGCUCGCGGGAUGGCAGGGGGGAAAGAGUCGCAACAGUGUCACCCAUUGAGCGGCAGCACGCCAAAGAUCCACACGCUGCCGAGGAGGGCCUGAUUUCCGCAGGCCGCAGUCCGCAGCGCAAAGCGCAUCAAGCUCGAGAUGGACUAAACGUGCCUGCCCUUGGACCUUUCUGCCGUCAAAAACCGUCCAGUAAGGGGUCUCAAGGCAGUGCUUCUGAGGAGGAUGGGGCACGGAAGGAAGGAAUUUGUUCAGGUGCGCAAGUUAUGUCCUCGCGGCAAGCAUCAGCCCAGGAUGAGAAUCCGAAACAUGUCUGCGUGUUCUCUGCAUCAGAGCAUGACAGCGAUUCAUCCGAUGUGUCCAGUCUGGGCAAUUUUGAUGAUGAAGUCAAAAGCACGACUCAGUAUUCACUGGGCAUGAAGCUAGAAAGAUGGCGACGAAAACAGCUCAGAAAAGAGGAACAGAAGCACAGAGCAGAAGUCGAAAGAGAACAAAAAAGGCACAGAACGGAGGUUUUCCAAAUACAUGCUCAGUACCAGGAAAUGCAAAGGCGCUUCGCGGCAAGCCGUGAUGUUCUAAAGCAAUCUCAAUGCCGUCAGAAGCCAGCCAAGGCAUCAGCUGUGGAAGAGCCCCGAAAAAACUACAUUGAUCUGACACAAUGCAUUUCGUCUGACGAAGACAAAAUCGAAAAGGUUACUGCUCCACACAACUGUACCUUAGAUGCUCAGGGUUCGCACGAGAAUAGCACAAGCUUUAUUAAGUUGAACGCCCCUGCACCGUGCAUGCGGAGCACUCCAUCCUGGUUCUCGGAUCACUCCCCUGUUGCUGCUCAGUCUCCGAAUCGCUCUGCUUCCGGUGUGCUUGCUGAGAAUGGGGAAUCCAAGGGCGGCAUGUUCUCAAGUUCAGAUGAAGAGGUCAUGGACUACCCCCCUACUGCUACUCAGUCCCUGAAUCGCGCUGCGUCCGAUGUGCUUGCAGAGAAUGGGGAAUCCAACGGAGGGAUGUUCUCAAGUUCAGAUGAAGAGAUCACGGACCACCCCCGUGUUGCUACUCAGUCCCUGAAUCGCGCUGCUUCCGAUGUGCUUGCUGACGAUGGGGAAUCCAACGGAGGGAACAUGUCAAGUUCAGAUGAAGAGAGCACGGACCACCCCCGUGCUGCUACUCAGUCCCUGAAUCGCGCUGCGUCCGAUGUGCUUGCAGAGAAUGGGGAAUCCAACGGAGGAAUGUUCUCAAGCUCAGAUGAAGAGGUCAUGGAUCUCACUUGUGCUAAAGAUAGCCCUCUAGCUUUGCUUGAGGAUGAGGACACACGCCAAAGCUGUGGUGGAAACACCCAAAAAAACAUGGCGCGUCGCAUUGCUGGCUCGCAGACCACCCUUGGAAGGGACAAGCCCUGUGACGGAGGGGACGCACGGACGAAGUCUAGAUUGAAAAAGCCAAAAACGGUUUCCCGCGCGGAUAUACUCGCUGCCAUUCGCAGGGACGUGGCGCUCUACGAUGACAUUCUGUCCAUGUGCACGGUUGAGUUUGAGAGAAUUUUCGCCAGCUUGACGUCCUCCAAACUGAGAGUGUCCAAACAAGGUCUCACGAGUUUCUUGCGGGAAGAGGGGGUUGCUUUCAAGUGUGAACGCCUCACGGACAGGAGCCGCGGGAUGUCCAAGAAGUAUUUCAGGCGCCAGGCUGCCGCGGGUUUGUCCGAUUAGACGUAGCUAGCGGUGUGGUAGGAGGCUGACGGAUAACCUUCCUUUGCAGUGGUGCGUGGCACCACAAGCUGUCGAUUUCGAGAAAGCGAUCUACUUGUCACUCCCAUUGCGAUGGUGCAUCCAUCACGGCCCCCAAGCAAGCCAUAAUCAAUGUGGGCCACGAUCAUUUACCGUUCUGCGAAGUGCAGAGAUAUAGCGUACAGUUAAGAGAUAGAAAUCCGAACGUCUCAAACACUGCAGGUCCACUUGCAGGAGCGAAAACCGCAGUUUUGCACUGCCCCUCCCAAGAGCACCGCCUGCCUCAUCGUGACGCACAUAUUGUACCGAGUACAGUGCGCUGCGUGCUCUUUGCGUUGUCGACCAACUACUGGACGAUCCAGUCUCAGGACGUAGCAAGUACCAUUAGAGCUGCUCGCCUUGUAGCACUGGACGUACUUUAAAGGACAUGGAAAUUGCUCCCUGAUAACAACAAUACAGUAAUGGGUUUUAAUGACAGAAGGCACAAGAUUUUCCGCAGAUUCAGUACUUCUGUACCUUGCACUCGCUCAUGAACACACCUGCCGAGACUGACGAAAAACGCAAAAAAAAACAAUCUCCGGACAGUUGAAAUGGGCAGCCACGUUUUCCUCGGUCUAGCUAGAGCACCGGCUCGAACCCUGUCAGCGAAAAGUUGACAAACUCACUAAUCGUAUAUGCGACUUUACGAGGGCUCUGACAGGGAACCGCUCAUCAAUAAAUAGUACAGGCUUAUACGUAGGCGAGAUUCGGAAAA
This is a messenger RNA of Chondrus crispus (carragheen), 2542 nucleotides long. RefSeq lists its product as hypothetical. The transcript has 2 exons. The coding region runs from base 1 to 1770 and encodes 589 amino acids. The record is from RefSeq and is a predicted model, not a curated record. Lineage: Eukaryota; Rhodophyta; Florideophyceae; Gigartinales; Gigartinaceae.